Podarcis raffonei (Aeolian wall lizard) is the source of this 1035-nucleotide messenger RNA. Its product is annotated as casein kinase II subunit alpha'-like. Lineage: Eukaryota; Metazoa; Chordata; Lepidosauria; Squamata; Lacertidae. The coding region runs from base 16 to 1035 and encodes 339 amino acids. Gene Ontology annotation, cellular component: nucleus; cytosol; protein kinase CK2 complex. The transcript has 2 exons. Gene Ontology annotation, molecular function: ATP binding; protein serine/threonine kinase activity. The record is from RefSeq and is a predicted model, not a curated record. Gene Ontology annotation, biological process: protein phosphorylation; regulation of chromosome separation.
CCGCCCGCCCCCGCCAUGGCCGGCCCGGCCGCCGGGAGCCGGUCCCGCGUCUACGCCGAAGUCAACAGCUUGAGGAGUCGCGAGUACUGGGACUACGAGGCGCACGUCCCCACCUGGGGUAAUCAAGACGAUUAUCAACUGGUUCGGAAACUCGGCUGGGGGAAAUAUAGUGAAGUCUUUGAGGCUAUAAACAUCACCAACAACGAACGAGUGGUUGUGAAAAUUCUUAAGCCAGUGAAGGAAAAGAAGAUAAAACGAGAAGUUAAGAUUCUGGAGAACCUGCGAGGUGGAACAAACAUCAUUAAACUGAUCGACACUGUCAAGGAUCCAGUGUCAAAGACUCCAGCUCUAGUGUUUGAAUACAUCAAUAAUACAGAUUUCAAGCAACUGUAUCAGAUCCUGACAGACUUUGAUAUUCGGUUUUAUAUGUAUGAAUUGCUCAAGGCCUUGGAUUACUGUCACAGCAUGGGAAUCAUGCACAGAGAUGUCAAACCUCAUAACGUCAUGAUAGACCACCAACAGAAAAAGUUGCGGCUCAUAGACUGGGGCUUGGCAGAAUUCUACCAUCCAGCUCAGGAAUACAACGUCCGUGCGGCCUCGAGGUACUUCAAAGGGCCAGAGCUCCUCGUUGACUACCAAAUGUACGAUUAUAGCUUAGACAUGUGGAGCUUAGGCUGUAUGCUGGCCAGCAUGAUCUUCCGAAAAGAACCUUUCUUCCAUGGUCAAGACAACUAUGACCAGUUGGUUCGCAUUGCAAAGGUUCUGGGUACAGAUGAAUUAUAUGGUUAUAAUCUCCAGAGCGUUCAAGGAGUCCACCAGGUCUCUCCACCAGCAGCACACCCAACGGAAGCAGCGGAGCAGGUGCCACGAGGGGAAGAAGUCAAACACAUCCAGCAGGAUCUCCAGAGGCAGGUCAUUGAUGGACACCAUCUUCCGCAAGAGAAGUCUUGGCCGAGAGAGGUUUUAGAGAUGCAAAAUAAAUGCAAAGGCAGGAGACCUGGGCUACUCAGACCCAAACCCGCUAGGAAUCAAUAG